AAUUUCCAACGCAGACUUGCUGUCAACACGUGGUCUGCCGUACCUGCGUAUAAUUAAUCAGAAUUGAAGGAAAAGCAAGCUGUAAAGGAGGAAGAGAAGCUCCCCCAACUUCUCUUCUUCCUCCUUCUUCUUCUUCUUCUUCAUUCCCAACUUUAAAAAAAAAAAAAAAACCCCAACCAAAAUCCCAUAGCCAUGAAAGAAUCUCAAACCAACCCAAAUCCCAGGAUGGAGUCAAAGAAAUCGAUCCCACCUUACAUGAAAGCCAUUUCUGGGUCCCUCGGGGGUAUCGUUGAAGCCUGCUGUUUGCAGCCGAUCGAUGUAAUCAAAACCAGGUUGCAAUUGGACAGGACGGGUAAUUACAAGGGAAUCAUCCACUGUGGCACCACCGUGUCCCGUACGGAAGGGGUGCGGGCUCUUUGGAAAGGUUUGACUCCGUUCGCUACUCACCUGACGCUCAAGUACGCGCUGCGGAUGGGCUCCAAUGCGAUGUUGCAGAGCGCGUUUAAGGACUCGGAGACUGGCAAGUUGAGUAACCGAGGAAGGGUUUUGGCUGGGUUCGGUGCUGGGGUUCUUGAGGCCCUUGUUAUCGUCACGCCUUUUGAGGUGGUGAAAAUUAGACUGCAGCAACAGAAAGGACUAAGUCCAGAGCUUCUAAAGUACAAAGGUCCUGUACAUUGUGCUAGUACAAUCAUCCGGGAAGAAGGCCUCUUUGGGCUUUGGGCAGGAGCUGCCCCAACUGUUAUGCGUAAUGGGACCAACCAAGCUGCAAUGUUUACAGCCAAGAAUGCUUUUGAUGUAAUAUUAUGGAAGAAACAUGAAGGCGAUGGGAAAGUCCUCCAACCAUGGCAGUCUAUGAUAUCUGGGUUCCUUGCUGGAACAGCAGGUCCGGUAUGUACUGGUCCCUUUGAUGUUGUCAAAACUAGGCUGAUGGCUCAAAGUCGAGAUGGAGGUGAGUUGAAGUAUAAAGGCAUGAUCCAUGCUAUCCGAACAAUAUAUGCUGAAGAAGGACUUCGUGCUUUGUGGAAAGGACUACUACCUCGGCUCAUGAGGAUACCACCAGGCCAAGCUAUAAUGUGGGCUGUUGCUGAUCAAAUAACUGGUCUUUAUGAGAGAAGAUACCUUCAUAGUGCAGCUUUAUAGAUUUGCAUUUUUUUGCUUGUUCUGGUUCUCAAUGCCAUUGCAAGCAUAAAGUCUUGGAAAAUUCUGACAUUUCUUCAUGAGUUAUUAUAGAUGAUCAUCACCAAUCCUAGAUAGUAUUGCGUUGAUCUUUUGCUACUUUUUCUAACCAUUUUUUAGUGGGGGGAGAGGAUUGAAAAUUUUUCUCAGCUCUAUUUGAAGUCAUGCUGCAGUCAAAGAGCAAAAUAAAGGUUUAGUUGACUGCUAUUGGGUGCCUUGAAAUAGAGCCUUAAGCUUGGUCACGCAAGUUGUGUCCAGAUGAGUACUAUGGCUAUCAAUUAGGAAGCGAAAAUAAUAGAAAUGAUGUGGCUGUCUGUUUCUCUAACUUUGACUAAAGAAAAGAAAUUAGAUUACCAGAACAAACUGAGAUCUGUUUUUCUA
Theobroma cacao (cacao) is the source of this 1557-nucleotide messenger RNA. It is a transcript of the gene MSFC1, whose product is annotated as Mitochondrial substrate carrier family protein. Gene Ontology annotation, biological process: fumarate transport; succinate transport. Gene Ontology annotation, cellular component: mitochondrion. Gene Ontology annotation, molecular function: succinate:fumarate antiporter activity. The record is from RefSeq and is a predicted model, not a curated record. Lineage: Eukaryota; Viridiplantae; Streptophyta; Magnoliopsida; Malvales; Malvaceae.